Neofelis nebulosa (Clouded leopard) is the source of this 863-nucleotide messenger RNA. It is a transcript of the gene MRPL57, whose product is annotated as mitochondrial ribosomal protein L57. Bases 123 to 431 code for a protein of 102 amino acids. Gene Ontology annotation, cellular component: mitochondrial ribosome. The record is from RefSeq and is a predicted model, not a curated record. The transcript has 2 exons. Lineage: Eukaryota; Metazoa; Chordata; Mammalia; Carnivora; Felidae. Gene Ontology annotation, molecular function: structural constituent of ribosome. Gene Ontology annotation, biological process: mitochondrial translation.
GCCCUCUCUCGCGAGAGCUGAAGUCUCGCGCGAAGCGGCAGGAGGUUCCGGGAGGCGGACGCGCUUCCGGGGUCGCGUCCGCUGGCGCGCGGGGGGAGAUUGUGAACGACGCGGCCGGUACCAUGUUCGUGACCGCCCUCCUCCUCCGCAAUCGCAUUCCUGGCAGCCAGUGGAUCGGGAAGCACCGGCGGCCGCGCGCCGUGUCUUUCCGCGCGAAGCAGAACAUGAUCCGUCGCCUGGAGAUAGAGGCGGAGAACCAUUACUGGCUGAGCAUGCCCUACCUCACCGCGGAGCAGGAGUACGGCCACGCCGCGGGGCGCCGGGCGGCGGCCUUCGAGGCCAUCAAGGCGGCCAGCGUGUCCAAGUUCCCCCCCCACAGAUUUGUGGUAGACCAGCUCGACCAUCUCAAUGUCACCAAGAAGUGGUCCUAGCCCAGAGCCACCGCCUUUGAGCUGGACGGGUCGCGGGGCCGCCAUCUCUGUGACCCGGUUCUGGAACUGAAAAGCUAACCUCGAGAGAGAAAAUGAGCCUUUGGACCGGAGUGGUCUGCAUGUAGAAUAUCUGGGGCUCCCAAUUCUUUAAUACUUGAGAGUCUGAUCUCUGUCGCAUUGUUUCCUUUUUCUUCAUCCUCAUAGGAAGAUACAGGAGAUUUCCUGGGUCACAGAGGAUAUGAAAUGUAUUUUGGGUGGAAGCUUCAAAAAAAAAAAAACAAACCUAUGAGCUAUGGUUUGGAAUCUGUGCCUCAGUAUGAAGAUAGUUGAUGGGGGCUUUUAUAAAAUGUAAAUUAGUUCGCUUACCUUCUGUGGAAACAUCGCCUAAACAUAAAUGAAAAAGUGAAAUAAAUGAAAAUCUGAAAAAGUUCA